ACCAAAUUCCAAUUGAAAUGAAAUCUUUAGGAUAAAUCAAUGCAAUUUAGGAGGAAUCAAUGAAAGGACAUCAAUUCAAAUCCUGGAUUUUCGAAUUGAGAGAAAUAGUGAGAGAGAUCAAGAAUUCUCACUAUUUCUUAGAUUCAUGGACCCAAAUCAAUUCAGUGGGAUCUUUCAUUCAUAUUUUUUUCCACCAAGAACGUUUUAGAAAACUCUUGGACCCUCGAAUUUUUAGUAUCCUACUUUUGCGCAAUUCACAGGGUUCAACAAGCAAUCGAUAUUUCACGAUCAAGGGUGUAGUACUAUUUGUAGUAGCGGCCCUUCUAUAUCGUAUUAACAAUCGAAAUAUGGUCGAAAGCAAAAAUCUCUAUUUGAAAGGGCUUCUUCCUAUACCUAUGAAUUCCAUUGGACCCAGAAAUGAUACAUCGGAAGAAUCUUUUGGGUCUUCCAAUAUCAAUAGGUUGAUUGUUUCGCUCCUGUAUUUUACAAAAGGAAAAAAGAUCUCUGAGAGCUGUUUCCGGGAUCCGAAAGAGAGUACUCGGGUUCUCCCAAUAACUAAAAAGUGUAUCAUGCCUGAAUCUAACUGGAGUUCGCGGUGGUGGAGGAACUGGAUCGGAAAAAAGAGGGAUUUUUGUUGUAAGAUAUCUAAUGAAACCGUCGCUGGAAUUGAUAUCUCAUUUAAAGAGAAAGAUAUCAAAUAUCUGGAGUUUCUUUUUGUAUAUUAUAUGGAUGAUCCGAUCCGCAAGGGCCAUGAUUGGGAAUUGUUUGAUCGUCUUUCUCCGAAUAAGAGGCGAAACAUAAUCAACUUGAAUUCGGGACAGCUAUUCGAAAUCUUAGUGAAAGACUGGAUUUGUUAUCUCAUGUUUGCUUUUCGUGAAAAAAUACCAAUUGAAGUGGAGGGUUUCUUCAAACAACAAGGAGCUGGGUCAACUAUUCAAUCAAAUGAUAUUGAGCAUGUUUCCCAUCUCUUCUCGAGAAACAAGCGGGCUAUUUCUUUGCAAAAUUGUGCUCAAUUUCAUAUGUGGCAAUUCCACCAAGAUCUCUUCGUUAGUUGGGGGAAGAAUCCGCACGAAUCGGAUUUUUUGAGGAAAAUAUCGAGAGAGAAUUGGAUUUGGUUAGACAAUGUGUGGUUGGUAAACAAGGAUAGAUUUUUUAGCAAGGUACGAAAUGUAUCGUCAAAUAUUCAAUAUGAUUCUACAAGAUCUAGUUUCGUUCAAGUAACGGAUUCUAGCCAAUUGAACGGAUCUUCUGAUCAAUUCAUAGAUCCUUUCGAUUCCAUUAGUAAUGAGGAUUCGGAAUAUCACUAUCACACAUUGAUCAAUCAAAGAGAGAUUCAACAACUAAAAGAAAGAUCGAUUCUUUGGGAUCCUUCCUUUAUUCAAACGGAAGGAAGAGAGAUAGAAUCAGACCGAUUCCCUAAAUACCUUUCUGGAUAUUCCUCAAUGCCCCGGCUAUUCACGGAACGUGAAAAGCGAAUGAAUAAUCAUCUGCUUCCGGAAGAAAGCGAAGAAUUUUUUUGGAAUUCUACAAGAGCCAUUCGUUCUUUUUUCUCUGACAGAUGGUCAGAACUUCAUCUGGGUUCGAAUCCUACUGAGAGGUCCACUAGGGAUCAGAAAUUGUUGAAGAAAGAACAAGAUGUUUCUUUUGUCCCUUCCAGGCGAUCGGAAAAUAAAGAAAUAGUUAAUAUAUUCAAGAUAAUUACGUAUUUACAAAAUACCGUCUCAAUUCAUCCUAUUUCAUCAGAUCUGGGAUGUGAUACGGUUCCGAAGGAUGAACUGGAUAUGGACAGUUCCAAUAAGAUUUCAUUCUUGAACAAAAAUCCAUUUUUUUAUUUAUUUCAUCUAUUCCAUGAACGGAAGAGGGGGGGAUACACGUUACGCCACGAUUUUGAGUCAGAAGAGAGAUUUCAAGAAAUGGCAGAUCUAUUCACUCUAUCAAUAACCGAGCCGGAUCUGGUGUAUCAUAAGGGAUUUGCCUUUUCUAUUGAUUCCUACGGAUUGGAUCAAAGACAAUUCUUGAAGGAGGUUUUCAACUCCAGGGAUGAAUUGAAAAAGAAAUCUUUAUUGGUUCUACCUCCUAUUUUUUAUGAAGAAAAUGAAUCUUUUUAUCGAAGGAUCAGAAAAAAUUGGGUCCGGAUCUCCUGCGGGAAUUUUUUUGAAGAUCCAAAACCAAAAAGAGUGGUAUUUGCUAGCAACAACAUAAUGGAGGCAGUCAAUCAAUAUAGAUUGAUCCGAAAUCUGAUUCAAAUCCAAUUCCAAUAUAGUCCCUAUGGGUACAUAAGAAAUGUAUUGAAUCGAUUCUUUUUAAUGAAGAGACCUGAUCGCAACUUCGAAUAUGGAAUUCAAAGGGAUCUAAUAGGAAAUGAUACUCUGAAUCAUAGAACUAUAAUGAAAGAUACGAUCAACCAACAUUUAUCGAAUUUGAAAAAGAGUCAGAAGAAAUGGUUCGAUCCUCUUAUUUUUCUUUCUCGAACCGAGAGAUCCAUAAAUCGGGAUCCUAAUGCAUAUAGAUACAAAUGGUCCAAUGGGAGCAAGAAUUUCCAGGAGCAUUUGAAACAUUUCGUUUCUGAGCGGAAGAGCCGUUUUCAAGUAGUGUUCGAUCGAUUAUGUAUUAAUCAAUAUUCGAUUGAUUGGUCUGAGGUUAUUGAUAAAAAAGAUUUGUCUAAGUCACUUCGUUUCUUUUUGUCCAAGUUACUUCGUUUUUUGUCCAAGUUACUUCUCUUUUUGUCUAACUCACUUCCUUUUUUCUUUGUGAGUUUCGAGAAUAUCCCCAUUCAUAGGUCUGAGAUCCACAUCUAUGAAUUGAAAGGUCCGAACGAUCAAC
This is a messenger RNA of Brassica napus (rape), 2823 nucleotides long. Its product is annotated as protein Ycf2-like. NCBI's taxonomy places the organism in Eukaryota, Viridiplantae, Streptophyta, Magnoliopsida, Brassicales, Brassicaceae. The record is from RefSeq and is a predicted model, not a curated record.